Molecule: messenger RNA, 576 nt
Organism: Mycena indigotica
Lineage: Eukaryota; Fungi; Basidiomycota; Agaricomycetes; Agaricales; Mycenaceae
Exons: 5
Coding region: 22-576 (184 amino acids)
Biological process (GO): mRNA 3'-end processing
Cellular component (GO): mRNA cleavage and polyadenylation specificity factor complex
Molecular function (GO): mRNA binding
Source: RefSeq, a predicted model, not a curated record
AGAGAUUCUCUGCUGUUGACGAUGUCGAAAGCAGAAGGCGACCUGCUAGAUUUGCUGCUCCAACUCAAGAGAACAACACCUCAAGCAGCGAAACAACUGCUCAACAGCCAGCCAGCCAUCGCUUAUGCCCUUAUCUCUCUCAUGGUCUCGAUGAAUGCAAUUGACAUCGACGUUUUCCAAAAAACUCUAGCUUCACACAGUGGGGCUAGCGUCGCUCCACCGGCCCCAGUACCACUCUCUGCCAUCCCCCCUCACAUGCAGCCCUCUUCGCGCACCAAUACUCCUCCAGUUCAACCGCCAUAUCCUCAACAUUACCCGUCACACACUCCAACGCCUCCCAAUGCUGGUGCUUACCCCGCCUAUAACGCGUAUCCACAACCUGCCGCGGCAACGCCACCACCAACUCGGGCUCCUCCCCCGCCUGCCAUUCCUGAGUCUAUGCUAGCUGGCAUGUCUGAAGAGCAACGGCAAAUGCUAAUCAACGUGUUGUCGAUGACGCCAGAGCAAGUCAAUGCGCUCCCGCCAGCGGACAGGACCAAUAUCAUGCAAUUGAGAGCGACAUUGGGCAUUCGUUAA